AGGCUGUCCAGGAUGCGGGCUCUUCCCUCAAAGCGCCGGAGGGUGAGCACUGGGUGGGGGGUCCCCGCCGGGCACGGGCCCCUCACUGGCAUCGACACCACCCCUCCCCAGUCCUCAACGCCCGGCCAUGGCCCCGUGGACGCGCCUCCUGCCCCUGCUCGCCCUGCUGGCCCUCUGGGCGCCCGCCCCAGCCCCCGCUCAGGAUGGGGACAAGCACCUGUGCGGCGAGGAUCUGGUGGAUACGCUGUCCAUGGUGUGCGGAGAUCGGGGCUUCUACAAUCCCACGGAACGCCGGGAGCUGCCCAACACGCAGGGGGGGGCGGUGGGGACGGGCGCGGGCGGCCCGCAGGCCCUGGCCCUGGAGGAGAUCCUGCAGAAGCGCGGCAUCGUGGAGGAGUGCUGCUUCGGCAUCUGCUCGCUCUACCAGCUGGAGAGAUACUGCAACUAGGCCGCCCUGGGCCUGGCCGCUCCCUGCCCCCCAGACCCAAUAAACCCCUGAACCAGC
Myotis daubentonii (Daubenton's bat) is the source of this 505-nucleotide messenger RNA. It is a transcript of the gene INS, whose product is annotated as insulin-like. NCBI's taxonomy places the organism in Eukaryota, Metazoa, Chordata, Mammalia, Chiroptera, Vespertilionidae. Gene Ontology annotation, molecular function: hormone activity. Bases 128 to 448 code for a protein of 106 amino acids. The transcript is spliced from 2 exons. Gene Ontology annotation, biological process: glucose homeostasis; positive regulation of protein secretion. Gene Ontology annotation, cellular component: extracellular region. The record is from RefSeq and is a predicted model, not a curated record.